AUGUCCGUCUCCGCCAGCAAAAUAGUCUCGCAAGAGCCACUCUCCACUCAAGACGCAAAAUGGGUCAAACUCGUCAAGACAACCUACACAGAUCCCCACGGCACCGAACGCACCUGGGAGUCUAGUGAGCGCUGCACCCGCCCUCCCGGCGUUGACUUUGACGGCGUCGGGAUCAUCGCCGUCCUCGAGCGGCCCGGUUUCGAGCCCUGCCUCCUCCUACAAAAGCAGUACCGACCCCCCAUUGGCAAAGUAACCCUCGAGAUCCCCGCCGGCCUCAUCGACGCUGGCGAGACCCCGGAAGAAUGCGCCAUCCGCGAGCUCUACGAAGAAACCGGCUACCACGGCGUGGUCGAGCCGGUUGGCGACGCUGGCGAGCGCAGCUGCCUCAUGUUUAAUGACCCCGGCAUGUGCAACACCAAUCUCCAUUUCGUGCAUGUCAAGGUCGAUCUAAUGGACCCGAGGAAUGAGAAUCCGAAGCAGCAGCUCGAGGAUAACGAGUUCAUUGAGUGCUAUCUAGUCCCGUUGAAGGCGCUGUAUCAGGAAUGCAGACGCUUGGAGGCGCAGGGGGUGGCGAUCGAUGCGAGGGUGGGCAGUUUGGCGGAGGGCUUUGAGAUGGUGAGGAGGUGGAAGUUCUUGUAG
Molecule: messenger RNA, 639 nt
Organism: Morchella importuna
Lineage: Eukaryota; Fungi; Ascomycota; Pezizomycetes; Pezizales; Morchellaceae
Exons: 3
Coding region: 1-639 (212 amino acids)
Biological process (GO): ribose phosphate metabolic process; nucleoside phosphate metabolic process
Cellular component (GO): cytosol; nucleus
Molecular function (GO): ADP-ribose diphosphatase activity
Source: RefSeq, a predicted model, not a curated record